Phycomyces blakesleeanus NRRL 1555(-) is the source of this 462-nucleotide messenger RNA. RefSeq lists its product as hypothetical. The transcript has 4 exons. The record is from RefSeq and is a predicted model, not a curated record. NCBI's taxonomy places the organism in Eukaryota, Fungi, Mucoromycota, Mucoromycetes, Mucorales, Phycomycetaceae. The coding region runs from base 1 to 462 and encodes 153 amino acids.
AUGAAACAGGAAAAUCUCUGUUUUUUGAAAAGAUUACAAUUGAUGACUAUUAAAAGUCAGAGGUCUGCAAGAGAAUCAAGUAACAGUUUUAGGCCGCAGUUAAGCUCUGAUCACACUACAUAUGUUGUUGCUGUUGUUGUUAUUGUGUUUAUAGUUGUGUCUGACUUCACCAAACUAACUAAUUCUUUGACAUCUGCCAGCAUUGACAAGGACAAGCAGUCACCUCUUGUUGUUGAGCUUGUGCUCAAAGAAAAUCACAGCCCUCCCAAUGAAAUCCUUGUAGAUCAGAAAAUAGCUCUUCCCAAUGUUGCGGUUCUCAUCAACCUGAACCUAGAGUCUGACGUUAUUUGCCUCUCUUACACAAUUAUAGUCAAGUGUAGAGUCUAUAAUACAACUAUUUACAAAUGCUUUAUGGCUUGUUUUACUGGCUGUUUCAAUCAUGUUACAUUCUUCUCUCUUUGA